This is a messenger RNA of Tuber melanosporum (Perigord truffle), 1753 nucleotides long. RefSeq lists its product as uncharacterized. Gene Ontology annotation, cellular component: endoplasmic reticulum. The record is from RefSeq and is a predicted model, not a curated record. Bases 1 to 1566 code for a protein of 521 amino acids. The transcript has 3 exons. Gene Ontology annotation, molecular function: misfolded protein binding; protein-folding chaperone binding. NCBI's taxonomy places the organism in Eukaryota, Fungi, Ascomycota, Pezizomycetes, Pezizales, Tuberaceae. Gene Ontology annotation, biological process: protein folding in endoplasmic reticulum.
AUGAUCGUCCGACUCGGAACCCUCGCUCUUGCAGCAGCUCUAUUCUCGGUGCACUUCGUCGCCUGCGACACCUCCUUUAACCAACCCGUUCAGUCGUUAAUCGAGAGCGCCAAUGCCCUUCUAGCGAAAGGUGACAUGCAUGGCGCCCUAGAUCACUUCGAAGCCGCGAUAAAAAAGGACCCAACAAACUACCUUACAAUCUUCAAGCGCGGAGCAACAUACCUAUCCCUCGGGCGUAGUAACCAAGCAUCCGCCGAUUUCGAUGCUGUGCUCAGCUUGAAGCCGGACUUUGAAGCUGCGCUGCUGCAGCGGGCAAAGCUUAAGAGCAGGACGGGGGACUGGAACGCUGCGAGGAGGGAUUAUAAGAAGGCUGGCGGAGUGACGGGGAAGGAGAGGAUUGCGGAGCUGGAGGAGGCGGAGCGGGCUGUUAAGACGGCUAUGGAAGCGGAGAAGAAGGGAGAUUAUGAAGCAUGUGUCACGCAUGCUGGGACGGCGAUCAUGGUUGCUAGCGGCCUGCACUCGCUCCGGUCGCUGCGGGCGAGGUGCAGAUUGAAGCGGGGGGAGGUGCAUGAGGCGGUUGGUGAUCUAACCCACCUCGUGCAACUACUCCCCGGCAACAUAGAUCCCCACCUACAAAUCGCCAACCUCCUCUACUUCUCUGUGAACGACUACGACCGUGCCGUAGCCCAACUCCGCAAAUGUCUACAUUCAGAUCCAGACUCCAAACCCUGCAGCAAGCGUUUCCGCCGAAUAAAGGAUCUAGAAAAGUCCGUCGCAAAGGUCCGAACAUUAGUCGAGAAGCGCCAAUACACCAGCGCAACAAGACUCCUCGUUGGCCACUCCGGCGAAACCGGUCUCAUCGACGAAGUCAAAGAGGAAGUGGCAGACAUCAGAAAAGCGGGCUACUACACCUCUGCCUGUCCGGAGGACCUAUUACUAUGGCUUUUGGAAACCACCUGCGAAGUAUACACAGAGACUAAAAACAACAAAAAAGCCACUCCCCACUGUGCCGCCGCCCUAUCCCUUAAUCCCAACUCCCUCCCAGCCCUCCUCUCCAAGGCCACAACUCAACUCGCAGAGGACCUCUUCGAAGAAGCCAUCCGCACCCUCGAACACGCCAAGCAAACCCACCCCGACUCCCAACCCCUCCUUCAAAAGCUCCAAGAAGCGCACACCCUCCUCCGCCGCUCCAAGGCGAAAGACUAUUACAAGGUCCUCUCCGUCCCACGCGACGCCUCGGACCGCGAGAUCAAGCGUGCCUAUCGCGCACUCACGAAGAAGUACCACCCGGACAAGUACCGUGGUGAACUCUCCCAGGAGGAGAUACUCAAGAAUAUGGCGGCGAUAAAUGAGGCUUACGAGGUGCUUUCCAAUGAGGAAUUGAGGGCUAGGUUCGACGCUGGGGACGACCCGAACGAGCAGGAUGGUCCCGGACGGGCCUGGGGACAUGGUGGGCAAAAUUUUAUGUUUAGGGGUGGACCCGGCGGUGGUGGUGGGCAGCAGUUUAUGUUCAGGGGCGAUGGUGGCCAGGGUGAUCCGUUUGGAGGAUUCAAAUUCCAGUUUUAAGUUAGAUGCUUUUUUUUUUUUUUUUUUCCUUUUUCCCUUUCCCGUUGUUUCUCUCCUUUCAACUGGGAAUGGAUUGUUGAUUGGUUGGAAGGGGAGAGGGCAGUCCUAUCCCCACCCUCACCUCCCCCCCCACCUGAUACACUCCGGGCAGUACGAUACAUACAAUAAACCACCAUAUCAUAUCAUA